GAUUGGAAUUCACUUGCCAUUUUUGGGGGGUUGAUGGCCUGGAUAUGCCAAAGAUUGCGAGCGGGGAGAAGAUUCAACUUAUCGCCGAGGGGGAAAUCACUGGCGAAGAUAGCCUGUACAGCGAGCGGACAGGCAAGCGGAAGUUCGGAACCAGCACUUACAAGGUCUAUGGGGCUCUCGCAGGAUUGCAAGAAGAGGAGGAAGCGGUAAAGCCCUAUUUGCUGGUUUGGCUUCAUGGCAUGGACAAUGGCAUUGAGCUCGGUCAUUUGACCACCAUUCAAAAGAGGCUCAGACACAGGGUGAUCUUCGUAGUGCCGAUGUGCCCGCAGACCCAUAAGGGCACGCAGUUCAAUUGGGGCUGCGCUUUCCGCGCGCGUGAUGACAAGAAGCAGCUAGGCUUUGUGCAUGGAAAGUUGCACGAGGGCUAUUUGAUGGCCCUGACCUCGAAGAUCAGUGACUUAGCAUAUGAAUUUGAUGCUGAGCGGGUUCUGGUCAUGGGGUAUUCCAUGGGAGGCUUCGGAGCGUUUCAGCUGGGCGGCUUUGCGCCAGAUGCUUUCGACGUGGUGAUGUCAGUGGCUGGCUAUGGCCUGGGCACAUUGGAACCUGAGGAUGCGAUGUAUGGCGCGCCACAACCAGCGAGCAGCGAAAUCUUCGAGGAAUUCCUAACCGGAAUUGCCUCUGAGCUCUCCCGAGUCCCAAUUGUUCUGGCUGUACAUGCUCAGAAGGAUUCAAUGUCCAGUUUUAGGGAUGUAAAAGCAAUCAUCAAGUCUUGCAAGGAGACGCAGGCAAAGCGUGGAGUGCUGCACACCGCUGAGCUCCUCGAAGUGGAGGACCGCUGGGCGGACAGUGACAGAAAUCGGAAGAAGAGAAGGAUCAGUGGUCAUCAUUACUUCAACUUCUCACUCUUGGACGAGAGCAGUGAGGAUUUUCUGUGGUCGAAGCUGCGGAAGUAUUUGUCUCAGGCACCGCUUCGAUUGGAGCUGCGUCCUUUACACAUUGCUCGCGUGGGGGAGGAGCCAAGAGGUGGGGGACACCGAAGCAUAGAGGAGCAGAAACCAAAAGAAUUGGUCCUUGAAAUCCUUCACACCGUCCAACAGCUACUUCAUCUCAGGUGAUGACCUCGUCUUUGGUCAUGUGUUCAAGCAACGACCCCUAAAAACAUGGCCAGAACAUGGUGACUCCUUGUGUCGCUUUCAUAAACGCUCAGACCGAGCAGCGACCCGGCCAGUUGGUUUCAAAUGCCC
This is a messenger RNA of Durusdinium trenchii, 1244 nucleotides long. NCBI's taxonomy places the organism in Eukaryota, Dinophyceae, Suessiales, Symbiodiniaceae. The record is from the annotation of a GenBank genome assembly.